ACCGCUGCAAGUUUUACCCAUAACAAAACAAUCUACCCUUGCUACAAUGGUCUUCAAACUCUACGGCGCCUCCCUCUCCACCUGCACCAAACGCGUUGCCAUCGUCCUACACGAGAAGAACGUCCCCUUCGAAUUCCACCCCAUCGAUUUCGCGACUGGCCAACACAAGUCGCCCGAGUAUCUGAAGUACCAGCCGUUCGGCCAAGUUCCAUAUAUUGAUGACGACGGCUUCAUCUUGUACGAGAGUAGGGCUAUUUGCCGAUACAUCGCGGAGAAAUACGCGGGUCAGGGUACGGCUCUGAUCCCUACGGAACUCAAGGCCAAGGCUAUCUUCGAGCAGGCUGCGUCAGUUGAGAAGGACAACUUUGAUGCUUUGGCGGCUAAGGCGAUUUUCGAGAAGGUGUUCAAGCCUAAGCAUGGGCUUACACCCAACCAAGAGCUUGUCGACGAACUCCUUGGGAACUUAGACAAGAGGCUCGAUGUAUACAACCAGAUCUUGAGCAAGCAGAAGUACGUUGCUGGCGAGGAGGUCACCCUUGCUGAUCUCUUCCACAUUCCUUACGGCGCCUUGUUGCCCGCAGCAGGCAGCAACCUUCUCGAUACCAAGCCUAAUGUUGCUAGGUGGUGGAAGGACAUCACGUCCCGCCCUUCCUGGAUCGCCGUCAGGGAUGGUGUCAAUUCUACCGCUUAAGGGGUCAUAUACCAAGAAUAAUACCAAUCCAAUGUACUCUACGUGUUAUAGAAUCUUUUGGUGUUGCC
Molecule: messenger RNA, 759 nt
Organism: Laccaria bicolor S238N-H82
Lineage: Eukaryota; Fungi; Basidiomycota; Agaricomycetes; Agaricales; Hydnangiaceae
Exons: 5
Coding region: 47-691 (214 amino acids)
Cellular component (GO): cytoplasm
Molecular function (GO): glutathione binding; glutathione transferase activity
Source: RefSeq, a predicted model, not a curated record